AUGAAUUUUUCACAGGUUGUUAGAAAUUUAAACAAUGUAUAUGAAAUGGAAAGACGGCAAAAAAGAGUCCGUAAUUAUUUUCGAGAUGGUCAGCAUAAUUUUCAGCCUGAAGAUCGUAAGGCUGUGGUCAACUGGAUGAUAGCAUGCGCAGAUUAUUACGAGAGCGUUUUGGAUGUCAUCCACCUGUCAGUUGCAUUAUUUGACUUAUUCCUGUCUUCUAGAAGCUCACCACCGAUUUCAAGCGAAAAACUGCAAUGUGUUGGAGCUACAUGCCUUAGAAUCGCCUUUGACACAAUAUAUAAUCGUGUAACAGAUGAGGGUAAUGAUGUUAUUCAUAUGACAUCUAGAGUUGACCCGGAGUCUUCUUUAGAAGAGCUUCAUAGGAUGCACAUUUCGGUUUCUGAACGUUUUCAUGGUAGGAUGUUUUUUAUGACUCCAUAUGUCUUCGUUUCGUAUUACCAGAUUAUUCUCAAAUUAGAACCUCGUCACGAUUUGUAUAGUAUGAUGAACUAUUUAGUGGAACUAGCGCUAUAUGAUGACUUUCUCAGCGUAAGAAAUUACUUUCCACCAAGUCUUGUAGCGGCAGCUGCUCUUUAUACAGGGAUAACUGUCUUUAACUUUCGUGACGAAUGGUUUGAGGACUUGACAGUUCUGACAGGGUAUAAUGAACAAGAGGAACAGUUGCAAGUUGUUCAUGAACGCAUGAAAUUAUUAUUAGCAUCAGCUUGUCUUGGAGGAAGGAAACAUUCAACACAGGCAAGAUACGAUUUGCCAGAGAACAACCAUGUGAGCGCUAUUGAUUAUUCAAGCAUUUAUUAA
This is a messenger RNA of Octopus sinensis (East Asian common octopus), 819 nucleotides long. Its product is annotated as cyclin-B1-2-like. Gene Ontology annotation, cellular component: cyclin-dependent protein kinase holoenzyme complex; cytoplasm; nucleus. The transcript has a single exon. Gene Ontology annotation, biological process: regulation of cyclin-dependent protein serine/threonine kinase activity; mitotic cell cycle phase transition. Bases 1 to 819 code for a protein of 272 amino acids. NCBI's taxonomy places the organism in Eukaryota, Metazoa, Mollusca, Cephalopoda, Octopoda, Octopodidae. The record is from RefSeq and is a predicted model, not a curated record. Gene Ontology annotation, molecular function: cyclin-dependent protein serine/threonine kinase regulator activity.